AAACAAGCAUUUGUAGAGAUAGAAAGAGAAAGAGAAAGAGAAAAAGAAAGAGAGAUUAAAAAGCAAAGGCGCCUCUUUUCCCCCCUAUCUUUUAAUCAUGGCCCUCUUCUCUCUCCGUAAGUAAAAAAGGUUUGUUCUUGAUGUCUCUUUAUGCUCCCCUCAGGUUUUGGUGAGGCAGGCGUACCUCAUAUUAGGAAAUUUACAUAACCCCCCUUGUUCUCUUCUCCUCAUUUCUUGUCUUUUCUUGAUGAUGCCUUCCAGUUUUGCCCAAUUCUACUUCUGAGUUUCAAACAAAGGCUUGUGAUUUCCCAUGAUUCCCUUUACCUUUCCCUUUUCUUCCACCAAAAAAAGACGUGAUUUUGAUUGGGUUUCGCAGCUUCAACACUGACUACAUGAUUAGGAAAGAGAUGGAAUCAUGUGUUCUUGUAAUUAUCUCACUGUAGCUGCGAAUCUUUGUUUCUUGAUGAAUUGUGAGCUGGGUUUGCUGGUAGAUCCAUCUGUACCUUAUAAAGAUUCUGCUUUUUGAUGAUAUUUUCUGCUAUUAUUGAGUUUCCAAAGCUUUUUCUCAAGUGGGUGUUUGUUACAAUGUCUUUGAAUUCCAAGAUUUCUGGGUUAAAUGGUAGAUUGGUGACCAGUUCAAAGAUGAGGAAGACUAAAGAGCCUUCGAGGGGAUCUCAUAGCGGCUGGAAAAAGAAAAGAUUGCUCCUUUUUGUGUGGGUUUUUCUUAUUGUCACUGGGUUUGGUUUAUUUUUAUUCAGUGGCGUUUUAAGGAAGAAGACGGAUAUAACAGUAACAGGAACAUGUGAAGAUAAAUCGUUACUUUUGGUUGAACAAUUUAACGUCAGCAAAGACCUUCUUCAUGAGCUUGCUUCCUCAUUCUUUGAAUCAGAUCAGAUAACCACCUUGAAAUGUAUCAAGCAUAUGGGAUACGAAACAUCAACAAAAAAUGAAAUCACCUGCGCUCUCACAGCGCCAAAUCCUGCAGAAAAUGUCGAAUUGUGGGGCCAAUGCCCUGUUGACCAUGGCGACAAUCCUAUGAUGCUUGAAAAACUUACAAUCGAGCAUUACAACAGUAUUAUGAAGGUCACCCUGUUGGCCAUUUUCGUAAUCGCACUUUGUUGUGUGAUUUUGUGGAAGAAUCGUAAAGGGAAACUUAAGAAGAAAGAGCAAGCAUUGACCUCGUCAAAGGGAGCAGGAAAAUGGAUGAAGAAGCUUCUGGUUCUAUUUGUAUUAACUGGAAUUAUUGUAUCGAUUUGGUUGUUUUGGUACUUAAAUGAAGGUACACGCAUUAGAAGAACAGAAACGCUAGAAAACAUGUGUGAUGAACGUGCAAGAAUGUUGCAAGAUCAAUUCAAUGUGAGCAUGAAUCAUGUUCAUGCUCUUGCUAUUCUCGUUUCCACUUUCUAUCAUGGGAAAGAACCUCCUGCUAUUGAUCAGAAAACUUUUGGGGAAUAUACUGAAAGAACAUCUUUCGAGAGGCCAUUAACUAGUGGAGUUGCAUAUGCUCUUAGAGUGCCUCAUUCUGAAAGGGAGAAAUUUGAGAAAGAACAUGGAUGGACUAUAAAGAAGAUGGAAACUGAAGAUCAAACGUUAGCACAAGAUUGUGACCCUGAGAACUUGGAUCCUUCACCUAUUCAAGACGAAUAUGCCCCUGUUAUCUUAUCUCAAGAAACCGUUUCUCAUAUUGUAUCUAUUGAUAUGAUGUCUGGAAAGGAAGACCGUGAAAACAUUUUACGAGCAAGGGCAUCUGGAAAGGGAGUCUUGACAUCUCCAUUUAAGCUACUAAAAUCAAACCACUUAGGUGUUGUGCUUACUUUCGCUGUCUAUAAUGCUCAUCUUCAUCAAGAUGCUACACCAGAACAGCGAAUUAGAUCCACUGUGGGAUACCUCGGUGCAUCUUAUGACGUGCCAUCUCUAGUUGAAAAGCUUCUACACCAGCUAGCAAGCAAACAAACCAUUGUUGUCAAUGUUUAUGACACAACAAAUGUUUCAGCAGCCAUUAACAUGUUUGGUCCUAAUGAAACUGAUACAGGGUUACUCCACAUCAGCAGUCUUGAUUUUGGUGAUCCUGCUAGGAAGCAUGAAAUGCGUUGCAGGUUUAAACAGAGGCCUUCUGUACCUAUGACAGCAAUAAUAGCGUCGAUUGGAGUGCUUACAAUCACGUUUCUUCUUGGGCAUAUCUUCUAUGCAGCUAUAAACCGAAUUGCAACAGUGGAGAGUGAUUUUCGGGAGAUGAUGGAGCUCAGAAAUCGUGCUGAAGCUGCAGAUGUGGCAAAAUCUCAGUUUCUUGCAACGGUUUCACAUGAGAUUAGGACCCCAAUGAAUGGUGUUCUAGGGAUGUUGCAGAUGCUAAUGGACACAAAUCUGGACGCGAAGCAAUUGGAUUUUGCACAAACUGCUCAUGCUAGCGGGAAAGAUUUGAUAAAAUUGAUUAACGAAGUUCUUGAUCAAGCAAAAAUUGAAUCUGGAAGGCUCGAACUUGAAGCUGUCCCAUUUGAUUUACGCACCAUUCUUGAUAACAUUUUAUCUGUAUUUUCAACUAAAUCUCAAGAAAAGGGGAUCGAGUUGGCUGUAUAUGUUUCUAAUCAGCUUCCCAACAUGGUUGUUGGAGACCCUACUCGAUUCAGACAAAUAAUCACAAAUCUUGUUGCGAAUUCACUUAAAUUCACACACGAUAGAGGACACAUAUUCGUGUCAAUCCAUCUAGCAGACGAAUUGACAAAUGAAUCCAAUACAAAAGAUGAAAUCUUGGCCUCUCUUCAUGGGUCGAUAGAAAGAUGUAACACUUUAAGUGGGCUUACUGUGGUUGAUAGGACAAAAAGUUGGGAAAAAUUCUUGAAAUUAAGUGGUGAAGAUUCGAUAAAUGAACCUGAAAAGAUUAAAAUAUUAGUGACAGUUGAAGAUACGGGUGUGGGAAUCCCUAUAGAUGCACAAAACCGUAUUUUCAUGCCUUUUAUGCAGGCUGAUAGUUCAACAUCAAGAACUUAUGGUGGAACUGGAAUUGGAUUGAGUAUUAGUAAACGAUUGGUGGGAUUAAUGAAUGGUGAGAUUGGAUUCGUUAGUGAACCGGGUAUUGGAAGUACUUUUUCAUUUACAGUUUUCAUGAAAAAAGAAACAUCUUCUCUUGAUACUGGAUUACAUCAAUAUCAUCCAGCCAUUUCAGAGUUCAAGGGACUAAAAGCAUUGGUGAUUGAUUCGAAAAAUAUAAGAGCACAAGUCACUCGAUACCAUCUUCAAAGAAUGGGAAUAUUAGUUGAAAUUGCAUCUUGUUUUGAUUCUGCACAAUCUUUUCUAUCCGAAAGUGAUUCUGGUUUUGCGAUGAUUCUUAUUGAUCAAGAAGUAUGGGAAAAGGAGAAGGGUCUUGUGUUCCUUCAUGGCGUUAAAAGUAGCACGAAAUUGUUUCUAUUGGCUAAUACCCUAAACCCUAGGGUAAACAAUGAGAUGAAAUCGGCUAAUUUGGUGGCAACUGUUGUGGGAAAGCCACUAAGAUUAAGUGUGUUAAUUUCUUGCUUUCAAGAAACGUUUAAUGUAGGAAACAAAAGAGUUGUAGCAAGAAGAAAACCGUUGACUUUAGGGAAUUUGUUACGUGAUAAAAGAAUCUUGGUAGUUGAUGAUAAUGUUGUUAAUAGAAGAGUGGCAGAAGGUGCUUUAAAAAAGUAUGGAGCUAUUGUUACUUGUGUAGAUAGUGGGAAGGCUGCUAAACAGAAGCUUAAACCACCUCAUGAUUUUCACGCGUGUUUCAUGGAUCUUCAAAUGCCCGAAAUGGACGGGUUUGAAGCUACAAGGCAGAUUCGCAGCUUGGAGAGCAAGUUUAAUGAAGGAAUCAAAUCUGGUGAAGCUUAUUGGCAUACUCCUAUUUUAGCAAUGACUGCUGAUGUCAUCCAGGCUACUGAUGAAGAAUGCAUGAAAUGUGGAAUGGAUGGUUAUGUAUCAAAGCCAUUUGAGGAAGAACAGCUCUAUUCAGCUGCAGCUACCUUUUUUAAGUCUGGUUGAUUGUCUGAAAUCUGAAUGGUUUAGUGGGUCCCACUUCCACUGUAAGUUAACCCUGGUUAACAUCUUAACCAUGGUCCAGUUCCACCAUAGUGGUUUGCACCAGGCUGACCUCUAACCUUGGUUAAGAACUUUAACAGUCUGGUUAGAUGGCAAAACCAGCAGCAUUGCAAUUGAAGCUUGCAUCAUAUUAUAAGUCGCUGUUCUUGCCAUGUUGAUUAUGAGCAUGGGAUAUACGAGAGACUUCAUUCACCUGCUGACAGAAAACUCGGAAAUCUAACUUUCUGGUGUAUAAAAAAUUAAAAUCCCGAUAUGGGUUGUUUGUAAAUGUUUGUAACGAACCAUAUGUAAAAAUAAUGAUAUUGAUAAUAAUAAUAAUAAUAAAGAAAACUCUUUAUUUGUUGUAUA
Lactuca sativa (garden lettuce) is the source of this 4398-nucleotide messenger RNA. Its product is annotated as histidine kinase 2. The record is from RefSeq and is a predicted model, not a curated record. Gene Ontology annotation, biological process: phosphorylation; phosphorelay signal transduction system. Gene Ontology annotation, molecular function: phosphorelay sensor kinase activity. Gene Ontology annotation, cellular component: nucleus. NCBI's taxonomy places the organism in Eukaryota, Viridiplantae, Streptophyta, Magnoliopsida, Asterales, Asteraceae.